Messenger RNA from Scylla paramamosain (green mud crab), 3541 nucleotides. RefSeq lists its product as uncharacterized. The transcript has 13 exons. The record is from RefSeq and is a predicted model, not a curated record. NCBI's taxonomy places the organism in Eukaryota, Metazoa, Arthropoda, Malacostraca, Decapoda, Portunidae. Gene Ontology annotation, molecular function: protein binding. Bases 216 to 2711 code for a protein of 831 amino acids.
UCCCUCCCUCCGGUGCUUCCCUCCCUCCCUCCCUCCUUCAGUACCCUGUGAGGAGUGGCGGCGUGUGGAGGUGCGGCGCGCGCGUGUUGGCUCGUUGGCUCGGUGAACACUCCAGCAGCCAUGGAGGCAUAACAGUGGUGGAGUGAGCGAGUGUAUCAGUGAAGCAACCUUAUCGUGUGUGUGGCAGCUGCAGACGGACUGGAACCACCAUCACCAUGCUGGACGACCUGAAACGCGCCCUUGGCAUGGAGUCGCCCACCCCGCGGCUCAAUGAGACCAACCUGAAGAAACUCUCACGAGGCCUAAGGUCCUCCAAGAAAAGUCUCCAUUCGGUGCACUCAGCCUUGGAGACCAGCAGUGUACCCGAUGGCCACCUGGGUGGCCGAUCCGUCUCCCUGUCGACGCUGCUGCCCUCUGGAGGCUCAGUGGGAGGCAUGCGGCCCAGGGUUAACAAGCUGCAGACUCUCGAGGCCAAGAUGGCGAGCAUCGAGGUGUCCCUUGGGUGGAAGAGGAGGCGGGAGGCACUGCUGGAGACGCUACCUAGAGCCGCCAGGGACUUGGUGCGGGAACUGGACGCCCUCCAUCAGGCUCUGAGAGAUAAGGACACCGUCAUACAAUCCCUCAAGACGCAGAUCACCAACCUCGGCGGGACGGUGGGCGGCGGAGGGGAGGGUGGCGGUGCGCUGACGGAGACGGAAAGGAGGAGUGUGCAGGACAGGCUGGCCAAGGUGCAAAGCGAGCUGGACUCCAAGCGCGUCACCGUCAAGAACCUCAAACUCUCCCUGGAGAAGAUCGACAUUACUGACAACAUCGACGUAAGGAUUCGCGCCGCUGAGUUGGAGUACGAGUUGGAGAGGGAAGAGCUCAACAUUCUGAACCUGAAGGAGGAAGCAAACGUCCUCAACACCCGCCUUCAGGAAAACACUCCCUCCCCUGCUGCCAAUGGCACCCCUGGAAAAAAUUCUUCCCUCCACUCCCUGCUGACGUCUGCGGGAGGGGCGGCGGCGCUGGGAGGAGCCUCCCUGCUCAGCCUCAGUGUGCCGCACACCCCCGGCAACCCACCCUUCCACGUAACGCCGCGCCCCCCACUGGGCUGUGUCAUCGACUGGGCCACGGACGACACGCGGCUCAAGAAGGGCGACAGAUUGGUUGAGGUGAACGGCGAAAGCGUGGUGGGGUGCGGGCUGGAGCAGGUCACGCGGGUCAUGGCCGGCGCCACGCUACUCAAUCUUGUCGUGGCGCGGCCCAUCACAGGAACUGCUGGCCGCAAGUCAGAAGACAGAGGAAAGGAAGUGAAGGAGCUUUCAGCUAAAUUAGACAAGACAAUUAAGGAGAAAGACUCAUACAAGAGCGACAAUACUCGGCUCAGUCACCGCAUCAGCUACUUGGAGGAGCAGGUACUAGAGCUGCAGAAUGCCCUCUCCCGCACCCGUGAGUCAGGGAGAACCCCACCAGAGGGCGAGGCCAUUGUUACCACAUCCCACCAGCCUGGCGCCACAGUCAUCCAGCGCUCAGGCUCACUAUAUGUCCCCCACAGCAUGUUCAUGGGCUACAGACGCUCACUUCAGGUGUUCCAGAAGGGGGAGCAGCGCCUGGCUGUAGCAAGCCCUGAGCUGGGCAAUGGAGAGAUGGAGCAUGCACAACAAUACCCCACUCUACCCCGUAUUAGGUCCCCAGACUCUUCCCUCUCUUCUCCUACCUCAUGUUCCUCUUCUUCCUCCUCUUCUGCUUCCUGUGAUCCCCACCACAGCCACCAGCACUCCACCAAAGGACAGGGAGGGCCACCAAAGCAACCAAAUACUGAACACCACACGAGAGUUCUCUCACCAAGACCUGAAUCAAAAAAUGAGGACUCCCGGCCACCUUCCCGCACCAAACCCAUUCCACCCAAGAAGCCAGAGCGCCUCAGUCUGCAGCGCACCACCAGCCUGCAGAACGUGGAGGAGGGACCCGCAAACCCCUCCCUACCUUCACGUUCUACCUGCACCACAUCUACCUCACGGCAUCACCAUCCCCUCCAGGCAUGGCCUUCUCUUGACACCGACAUUCACUGUCAAGAACGUGACCUAUCUUCUCAGGUCUUGUGUGACAGAGGUCGUGAGAGGCCAGAUUACCACAGCCAUGAAAGUAUCUAUGAGAAGCAACAAGAAUUGCCACCUCCUGACUACACUAGUUCCUGGGGCCAUGACCACCACCUCUGUCCCAGCGGUGGUGGUGGUAGUGGUGGUGGUGAUGGCAGUGUAAUGAUGGUGGUGAGUGCAAGCCCCAUUGUUACUGGUGAAUCCCUUAGUCGGCGGCCAACUCCUCAAGGUGCUUCAGCCACCACAGUCACCACCACAACCACAACUCUCAAUGAAAGGCCCCGUCUCCACCACCACCACUAUAACCGCCAACAACCCAGUACCCGCCGGCCCCUCUCCCCAGAUGCCUCCUACCACCUGGACUCACACAUUCCUGGGAGUCAUGAGGACGCCAGGGAAAUCUACAGUCACACCACCACUACUACCCACUACAGUGCUGCUGCUAACCAUUCCCACCACCACAGGAGCAGUCACCUUCAUCACCAUGACCAUAAUUCUCACCAAAGGGUAUCUACACUGAGCCACCACAGUCACUUCACCCUGCAUAGUCCCCCUACACCUGUGGCUUCCCGUAACUCCACCACCCUCACCAUGGCUGCAAGCCCUCGUCCUCAUGAACAGUGGUGCUGAGAGGGAAAGGGGGCAUCUGCAUAUACCUGUAAAAAAUAAAAACCCCUUCAAUAGUUUUCACAUGUACCUGAAACCCACAGCUUAUGCAAUCAAGGCAAAAAAGUGACCACAUGUGUUUACAGAAAAAAUAAUUGCUCAUAACACUGGCCAGUAAGAAAAAAUCCCUUGGUUACAAAAUCCACUAACACAAUAAUGAAGACCAACACAAAAUAUAGACAGUGACUAUACUUAAUUUUCAUAAGAGGUGUUCUUUUUCAGCUUAGAUCACCACUCCCAACAACAGGACACUAAGAUGUUGGCCAAUUCAAUUUCAGAUGUUUUGACAUAUUCCUUUCCUAAAAAAAUGAGUUCUAGGAAGAUGGUAAGAGUGAAUCAGUUCUGUUUUUACAGAUUACUAUGUUUUGAGUUGGUGGAAGGGUUUGCAAGUUUCCAUUACACACAGCUUAAGAGACUGUGUGUGGUACUACACUACUAGUUGCUAUUAUUAGGGACAUGAAAGCUCACCCAGUGAUCUCAUUCAGGCUAAAUAUCUGUUUAGUGCAGUUAUGAGACUACUGCAGUGCUUGUAUUGUAAGAGUUAUUUGUUAGCAUGUAUAUAGUUUUGUACAGUUUAGCUCCCUUUACUCUCUAAAACAAUCCAUCCUGUAAUACAGAGAAGGAGUGCAUCAAGCUGCUGUAUGGUAAGUAAAAAAAAAAUAAUAAAACUGAUAUGUAUAUAUUUAUUGAAAAGUUAUGUAAAUAGCAUUCAGUAAUACUUUGAAAUUUAAUUUCUAGGAAACCUGUGCAAAUGAACGAGGCAGAAGAUCAAUAAAACUCCUUAAUAAAAUCAA